AUGACGAAACAGGCGAAGGAGAUCUUGGUGGCAAUCAUUGGUGCUGGUGGGGUUGGAGGGCAUUUUCUGACACAGUUGGCGACGUUGGUGAACCAAACUCCAGCACUUAAUGUCAGCUUAUGUUACUUGGGUAUCAUUGAUCGAGUCUACUGGACGUCAGACUAUUCUGCCAUUGACCUGGCAAAUGCUCUCGACAUACUCGCUGAAAAGGGGCAGGAUCCGAUAUCUCUCGAGCAAACGAUCGACUAUCUGGCAAAGGCGCCAUCUAAGGUGAUUCUGAUUGACAACACGAGCGUCCAGAGUAUAGCGGACCUCUACCCCCGGAUUCUAGGCUCAGGAAUCAGCAUCGUUACUCCCAAUAAAAAAGCGUUCUCAGGCACAUACGACCUAUGGAAGGAGGCAUUUGAGGCUGCUAGGUCAGGCGGCUCGUUAAUAGAGCAUGAAUGUACGGUCGGAGCCGCACUGCCGGUGCUUUCAACCUUGAGGACUCUGAUAGCUGCCGGUGAUGACAUUCAUCGGAUCGAGGGUGUCUUCAGUGGCACCAUGACAUAUUUGUUCAGCACGUUUUCACCAGUUGAUGGUCCGGCCUCCACAGCCAGGUGGUCUGAUGUUGUCAAGAAGGCUCGCGAACUUGGCUAUACUGAGCCCGAUCCACGAGACGACUUGAAUGGAAUGGACGUUGCUCGAAAAUUGACAAUCUUAGCUCGGAUAGCAGGAUUGAAAACCGAGUCUGCGACUUCAUUUCCAGUGAAAAGCCUUGUGCCGCAAGCUCUCGAGACUGUUCCAUCUGCUACUGAAUAUCUCGAGAAGCUCCCAGCAUAUGAUCAUGAGAUGGACGAACUGAGAGCCACCGCUGAGCAGCACAAUAAUGUGCUGAGAUUUGUGGGAUCCGUGGAUGUCCAGUCUGGAGCACUCAGCGUUGGUCUACGGCAAUUGCCGAAGAUGCACCCAGCCGCGCAGCUUGUAUCCUCUGACAACAUUUUCAGCUUCUACACCAAACGAUACGGUGACAGACCUCUCAUCAUAAAAGGAGCUGGUGCUGGUGGGGAAGUAACGGCCAUGGGUGUACUUGCGGGCUUGCUCAAGACCGUUGAUCGACUCAACUGA
Molecule: messenger RNA, 1107 nt
Organism: Exophiala bonariae
Lineage: Eukaryota; Fungi; Ascomycota; Eurotiomycetes; Chaetothyriales; Herpotrichiellaceae
Exons: 2
Coding region: 1-1107 (368 amino acids)
Biological process (GO): aspartate family amino acid biosynthetic process; L-homoserine biosynthetic process
Molecular function (GO): homoserine dehydrogenase activity; NADP binding; aspartate kinase activity
Source: RefSeq, a predicted model, not a curated record